Penicillium psychrosexuale is the source of this 975-nucleotide messenger RNA. RefSeq names its product metallophosphoesterase family protein. Gene Ontology annotation, biological process: polyphosphate catabolic process. Gene Ontology annotation, cellular component: cytoplasm. The coding region runs from base 1 to 975 and encodes 324 amino acids. Gene Ontology annotation, molecular function: phosphatase activity; endopolyphosphatase activity. Lineage: Eukaryota; Fungi; Ascomycota; Eurotiomycetes; Eurotiales; Aspergillaceae. The record is from RefSeq and is a predicted model, not a curated record. The transcript has a single exon.
AUGACCACGAAAUCUUCCGACAAGAUAUUCCCAAUCACAACCUUUAUUUCAGACCUACCGACCAACCUUAUUCUGCAACCCCUCCCAUCAUCAUCCGAAAAUGGCCCUGUCAGUGGACGUUUGAUCAUUGUAGGCGAUGUCCACGGGAUGAGAAAGUCCCUUGAGGCACUCUUAGACAAAGUCGAUUUCGACAAACACAAGGGAGAUCAUCUGAUACUAGUUGGCGACCUAGUCAAUAAAGGCCCCGAUAGUCCUGGUGUUGUUGAUCUGGCCAUGAAGCUUGGCGCUAGCGCCGUGAGAGGCAACCACGAGAAUGCAGUUCUUAAUGCGGCUGCGGAGAUCAAGAUCAACGCCACAAGGGAUACUCUACUGCACUCCAGGGGCGAUCCGGUCGUACCUGAAAAUCCCGAAGCGGAGCUACCCGGAAAUAAUAUCCGAGAUUUCGAGAUCGCCGACAAAUGCGUACCUGCCACAUCGCACAGUACGGCCUCGGUACUUUCGACGCGUCAGCUCGACUGGCUUGCCACUUUGCCAUUGAUAUUACGCGUCAAGCUACCUCAUGUCCUAACAUCCUGCUUCGGUGACACUCUAAUUGUCGUACAUGCUGGCCUCGUUCCUGGCAUCCCACUUGAAGACCAGGAUCCACACGCUGUAAUGCAUAUGCGGAGCCUUAUCCGUAAAUCAGGUGACGAGGAUGUAUUCGUACCGGCUGAAAUUCCCGGAGAAGAAAGCUGGGUUAUGGAAUGGAACCGGUGCCAUGAUAGGCUAGCAUCCAAGACUAUGGUGAUAUUCGGGCAUGAUGCAAAGCGCCAGUUGCAGCUAAGCAGGUAUGCAAUUGGACUGGACUCGGCGUGUUUAUACGGCCAUCAAUUAAGUGCGGUUGUAAUUGGGGCUUCUGACGGGAGGUUUGAGCAUCAUGUUGUUCAAGUCGAAUGUGCUGAUGUGCCUAUCAUUCCAACAGUCUCUGUGAAGUAA